AUGUCAGACAUCUCAGCCUUCCACACCCUCCUGCGCAGCCUGCGGCAUCCGCGCAUCCUCGCCGUCUGCGGCGCGGGCCUCUCAGCCUCCUCGGGCCUCCCCACCUUUCGCGGAGCCGGCGGGCUCUGGCGAAACUACGAAGCCACCUCCCUCGCGACCCCGCAGGCAUUCAAGCGCGACCCGGGACUCGUGUGGACCUUUUACGCCUACAGGCGGCACAGGGCGCUCGGCGUGCAGCCGAAUGGGGGACACUGGGCGCUGGCCCGGUUAGCCGAGAGGUUGGGGGAUGACUUUUUGUGCUUGACGCAGAAUGUCGAUAAGGGACAGAGGGGAGGGACGACUGACGCAGCAGACCUGCACGAACGCGCCCAGCACCCCGCCCAGACGCUGAAACACCUGCACGGCUCCCUCUUCCAAUUGAAAUGCACCCUGUGUCCAUGGAAGGCGUACGAUGACCGCGACCCUCUGCCGGGGCUCGAGAUUGCGGCGCAGGACUCGGCCGCAGAAAAGCUCCUCGACCCGGCACACGCGCUCGAGCCCAUCUCUGCCCAGGAUCUGCCCCGGUGUCCUGAGUGCGGGGGACUGGCACGCCCCGCCGUCGUGUGGUUUGGCGAGAGCCUUGAUGCCGACAUGCUCCAGCAGGCUGAUGAGUGGAUCGAGGAGAGGCCCGUGGACAUUGUCCUUGUUGUGGGGACGAGUGCCGUGGUCUAUCCUGCUGCGGGGUAUGCGGAACUCGCCCGGACCAGGAAUACCCACGUGGUCACUAUCAACCUGGAGAUUGAGGGAGGACGAAGAAACAAGAACGACUUCCACUUCGAGGGCGACGCGAGCGUGCUCCUUCCCCAACUGCUUGAGCCCAUCAUCGGCAAGCCCUCGGAGAAUUAG
Messenger RNA from Trichosporon asahii var. asahii CBS 2479, 885 nucleotides. RefSeq lists its product as uncharacterized. Bases 1 to 885 code for a protein of 294 amino acids. NCBI's taxonomy places the organism in Eukaryota, Fungi, Basidiomycota, Tremellomycetes, Trichosporonales, Trichosporonaceae. The transcript has 2 exons. The record is from RefSeq and is a predicted model, not a curated record. Gene Ontology annotation, molecular function: NAD+ binding; protein-succinyllysine desuccinylase activity; protein-malonyllysine demalonylase activity.